Molecule: messenger RNA, 690 nt
Organism: Cyphomyrmex costatus
Lineage: Eukaryota; Metazoa; Arthropoda; Insecta; Hymenoptera; Formicidae
Gene: CSP4
Product: chemosensory protein 4
Exons: 2
Coding region: 28-426 (132 amino acids)
Source: RefSeq, a predicted model, not a curated record
CAACGCAUCGAUCUUAUCGCAGGUACAAUGAAAUACCUAGUCGUCGUCUUUAUCACCGUGUGUGUCCUCUCGUCUUCUUCCGUUCUCGCCGAAGAGAUGUACACCACAAAAUUCGACAAUGUAGACGUGGACGCGAUAUUAAGCAACGACAGGCUGUUAAAUGGAUACGUGGGUUGCCUGCUUGAUAAGAAUCCUUGCACCCCAGACGCAGCGGAACUCAAAAAGAAUCUGCCGGAUGCGUUGGAGCACGAUUGCGCCGGUUGUAGUGAGGCGCAAAAAAACAUGGCCGACAAGAUCUCUCAUCAUCUAAUCGACAAUAAACCGGAAGAUUGGAAAUUAUUGGAGGACAAAUAUGAUCCUACCGGAGCAUACCGACGGCGUUACCUGGAGAACAAAUCCGGGGACGGCGGCGGCAGACUCGAUUAAGACGUUCUCCACGACGCGUCGUAAGGAUCAUAAAUGACCAACUCUAAUCGACCUUGGCUCUAUCCUUCGGACUUGAUUGCUCACCUUGUAAUCCUUGUCACAUGCGCUGGUUUUACUUUACGUAACGAUUGCGUAACGGAAAACCCUGUUGCGUUCUAUCAUCUUUCGGAGCAUGGAAGUUUCCGUGUAUAUAUUAAGACAGGAUAUUAAAAAAAAAAAAACAACAAAAUAAACGCUUGAGCUUUACGUUGCAUUUUCGCACUG